AUGACCACGUGGUCAGGCCGUCAAUUUCAUGCUUCAACUCCAAAUGUACACUUAAACAGUGAAGCAAAUUCCGCGAUCAGUAGUUGUUCGCCUUUUCAUGGUUUUUCGGGAGCAAAUCAGCAACCGAAUUUAAUUGAUCAUAUAUCUCAAUUGUUGAACAAUAAACUAGAACAAUUGGUAACUCAAAAUAACCAAUUAGGUAGCAAAAUUAAAGAGGUCACAGAAAAGCUGGACCAAAAUUUGAAAUCAUUGAGAGAAGAAAUCAAUGCAACAAAUAACAUAGUAGAAAUUGUUGCAUGUGACACUGAAAGGGUAGAAACCGAAGUUGACUGUUUGGAGGCUUUCACAAUCUCCGAAUUUAAAGAAACAAACAAAAGCAUUGAAUUACUUAACGAACGUGUCAAAAACACGGAAGUAGUCGUUUUAAAUGAAUUAGUGAACCGAAAAGACGAGUUAAAAAUGUUACAGGAACUCUUUGUUUCAGAAAAAGAGUUCGUAGGGGAAAGAUUGAAAUUAAAUUCUGAAGUUGUUUCUGAUAAGAUAUCUCGUAUUGACGAGAAAGUAGAAAGUGUAACAAUAGAACUGCAAACAGUCAGCUCUGAAUUUCCAAAACUGCAAAAUAAUAUAAUGUCCAAUUUUGAUUCAAACCAGAUGUUUGUGCAUAGUUGUAACAAUGUUAGUUUAAAAUGUUACCCAGGUGAUGCGAAAUUGCAUCCAGUUGACUUUGUGCAUCAAUGCAAAGACAUUUUCCAACCUAACAUGCCAGAAUCUGCUAAAGUUAAAUUUGCGAAACGUUUUUUGGAUGGACCACAGUUUGAACUUAAUGAACAUGACUUAGCAUUAAUUGAUGACACAUUAACACCUGAUGUAGACAGAACUUAUGAUAUGUAUGGUAUCACUAGCUUGUUUUCUGAUGAAGGUAAGGAUAAUGAGGUAUCUAUAUUACUAGAAAUUGGUAGCCAAAAUGAGGAAAUAACACUUGACUCAGAUAAUGAGACAGGUAGCGAUUUCAGUAGUGUAACUUCAGAUGUUGAACACUUAGUAGUUAAGGCAGAUGUUAAUGCUGAGGCAUCACCCACAGAUUAUUUUUAUGAUGAUUUUGAUAAAGAUAGUGUUGUGAAGGAUGAUUUAUUUGAUGAUAUAUGCAUUCAAGAGGAAUUGGAUGGCAUUAUUUAUUUUGAAGUUAUUGAUAAUGGUGUUGCAGCAGAAAGUAACUCUGAAUGUGAAAUUGGUUCAUGUGAAGAUAUUAAGAGUGCAAACAAUGUAUUGGUAACAAUUUGUAUAAAAGAAAUCUUAAGUAAGUCUACUAAUAAGAAGGAACAAGCUAAGUUGAUAGGUGAGAAGAUUUUGGAAUCAAUUAUCAGUGAAAAUGAAGUUUGUUUAGAAAAUAAUAAAGAAAGUGAAGUCAUCAAAUCAGAUCCAUCCAUGAAAGAUAAUUUUAAGUCUAGUGAAAGUAAGGUAUCUGUUUCAUGUGUAUUUGAUUUCAGUCAUAAUGACACUCAAUCUUAUGUUGACUCUGACAUUGAAACCUGUGAAGAAGUAUGUAACAACAUCGAUACAACUGAAUUAGAAAGUGACUUGCUGGCAGAGAAUGGGUAUUUGGAUGAUGAUGAUGAUGAUGAUGAUGAUGAUGAUGAUAGGUUUAGGUAA
Schistocerca nitens (vagrant locust) is the source of this 1650-nucleotide messenger RNA. RefSeq lists its product as uncharacterized. The transcript has 4 exons. The coding region runs from base 1 to 1650 and encodes 549 amino acids. The record is from RefSeq and is a predicted model, not a curated record. NCBI's taxonomy places the organism in Eukaryota, Metazoa, Arthropoda, Insecta, Orthoptera, Acrididae.